GCCAGCGGGCGCAAGUUCCGCGAGGAUUGCGGUGAAUGUGCUCUUUUCAAACAUGGGGAGGUUAUCUUUUUGAAGCGGAGUACUAUGUGGGACCUCGGUAACCGGGCUGCCGUGGUGUUGAUAAGCGUGACGUGCGGGUGCGUGCUGCUCUACAACGCCUGGGGCGCGGUCCUCGCGCUCGCGCUCACCCUCCUGCUGGUGGUCUACGCCUGCUACUCGUUGCUCGCGAACGACAGCCUGGUGUCGCCGCGCGCGUACCAGAUCCUCGUCCACCUGAGCGAGGCGGCGCGCGACCUCGUCGCCGCCAGCCGCGUCCUCUACGCCCACGGUGAAGGACAAGUGCGUAAGCUCGGCCAGGGUGCGAGUCGUUAUUACCGCGAACAUUUCCCGUUCAGGAUGUCCAGCAAGAGACGCACGAGCGCUUAUCAGUUGAGCAGCGAGCCGUGCGUCAAGCCUCGCGGAGACUCCUCGACGCCGACGUCCAGGUUCGGCUCGAUCGAUCAAUUGAGCCCGAUCCCGCGCAUUCCUUACCGUCCGCACGGCGAUGACAAGCUCGCGGUGGACGGCAGGUUCUACGACGUCGGUGACAGCGAUCGCUCGUCGCAGCAGCAGUUCGGAACUGCCAAGCACACUUCCACGCCGGUGCUCGAACCUGGGGACAGAGAGGGGACUUUUAGGAACGGCGACGUUGAUCCUGAUUUACGCCGGAUUUCCUCGAAGAAGAUCUCUUCUAUGAAUACUCAGGCUUACGGAUUGAGCUAUAGUGAGAAUGUCACCCAGUUCAGUCCGGAGGGCUCUCCUUGGGGUGUGAGUAUCAGUCCUGCGAUGCGUCCCAGACCAGCGGGUAUCAAAACUGUCCAGACUGUCGCUGGACCAUUGUUAGCAUCGACAAGAUACAAUAUUGAUCCAAAGGUGUACACGGAUGUAACAUCACCAGGUCUUACAACGAGACUCACCAAGUACGCUACGGAAGCAAAGAGUAAAUUAAUCCAUCAAUCUCAGUAUGGCACUGGACAGUUUCCGAAAGUUAAUCUUUAUGCGAGUCCAAUUCCUUUGUUGAAUGCGAAAUCUACAAAGAUGAGAAUGCCUGUGACAGUUAGGGUAGCAGCACCAGAUGUGGCAAAGUAUUCUCCACCGGAAAGGCAAAAGAUUCUGUCUAAUAUUUGUCAUACAGAGAACAGGUCACCUACAAGUGUCGUCCAGGUCUUAAAGGAGAUAUCAUUAAAACGACACGCAUCAACGGAUGAUGUCAGUUUUGAUGUUGCUAAGAAGCAAAAAACAGACAGUUUCUUCAACGAGGAAAGAGAAUUGAUCCUGGAAGAAAACAAGCAGAAACGUGGGAGAGACGAAUCAUCCAAAUCGGAAGAGGAUUUUUCUCCUCAGAGCAAAUCUGCCAGACCUAUAAAACGUACGAAAACACAGUCCUGUUACGAUAUCUUGAAUUCACUGAGUUCCAGUAUGAAUGUUCCCACUGGCGUUAAAAGAAAAGCAGUUGAUUUCUCACGUAGUGGGACACCCGAUUUCGAAAAGCAUUUCAAGUCAUUGGAAAGUUCACGUCCCAGUAAUACCGCAUUGCAAACUCAAAAUUUAGAUACAAGUCAUGCAGAUAAAGCUGAACUUAAGGAAAUAUAUUCGAAAAAUGUCGACACACUUAAUUCUAAUAAAAUGGAAGAAUUUCCUCUGAUGAAGGGGAUAUUGAAGUCAUCUAGAGAAUUAAAAAGCAACUUAAAUAAAGCAGUAUCAGUAGUGACUCACAAAGCUACAAAAAAGGCUGCCACCGAAACUAACGAUGCAAAAUCUGUUCCUCCGUCAAAAUCCUAUCAAAGUUCUGUCAAAUUGACAGAAAAGCUAUUUAUGAGAGCCGAACCGGAACGUAACGAACAGUUGAAGUCGCUCGUAGAAGAACCAAGUAACAUAAAAGUUAAAUUUGCAACGGAUAAUGUGGAAGAGAUAAAGAGGGAGGACAUACGAAAUAUGAGACGAACUAAUAUGAAGGCCAGACUUCAAAGUAUGUUUGAUGCAAUAUCGGGAAAAGCGGAGAACAAAAUUAAUCCGGAUGUUGUUAUUCAAGCGGACGAUAUUAAUGCGACAAUUACGCCACCAGUCACGUGUUCAGUCAUUUGUGCGACCCUCAAUUCUUCGACGACCACGACCAACAUCAACACUACACCACUAUCCACCGCGGCUAUUGUUCCAAGUGGUUUCUCUUCGUCGAGUUUCGACGCGAAACUCGGCACAAAACCAGCUAUAAUUUUCAGCUCACCGAAUGUUAAACCGAAUACUACAUCGAGUACUGCACCGAAUACUACAUCGAAUAUUGCACCGAAUAUUUCACCGAAUAUUUCACCGAAUAUUACACCGAAUACUACAGUACAAUCGAGCAUGCCGUCGAUAAGUAUUCCCGAAACAAAAGGAACAACCGAUCAAGCGAAAGUUAUACCACUUAUGCCCGUGAUUGUGAAUACGGAAUCUUUACAAAAAACUGUCACUUCGACUCCAAGUACAGCACCAACUUUCGCCUUCAGCAAACCGAAAACAACAGUUACAACGUCGAGUACAUUGCCGAACUUUGGUACUACUAGUUUAUCCAACAGCAGUACUUUUGCGCUAUCUACUGCUACUACACCAACAUCUUCGUCAACGGCUAUUAAUUUCCUACCGGUCGAUAAAACGCCAUCGAGCUCGGCAUUCGCAUCUGUAAAUCCUAGCGCUGCAACAAACGUGAAUAUCAAGACGAAUAACAUUAUUACUACAAGUGCAACCGUUAGCUUAUCCACCGCAAUCAAUACUACUACACAGGCUAGUCCUACCUUCACUUUUGGUAGCAGCAAAUCAUUUUCAUCUCCGGUUACGAUUGCUCAAACUAUAACGUCAAGUUUAUCGUCUCCUGGGAUGAUGAUAUUGCCGGUUAAAACAACUUCAAAAUCAGUCGGUGCCACCACAUCCAGUUUUAACAGUACUGCAAGCAGCACGUUGAAUAAUCCUGCAACAACAAUAUCUACGGCUCCACCUUUAUUCGCUUUCGGAAGCAACAGUUCGGCUGUUUCGCAACUUCCAAAGUCGAAUACCUUCACGUUCGGUCAAUCUGAUGGUAACAUUCAGUCGAAAGUGAACUCCUUCGGAAGUCCCUCGGGCGGCCAGACGACAUCAUUGUCGCAAGUUACGACUCAAUCUUUUAAUUUUACAUCUAAUAUUUUGGCGACGACCACCGCAAGUAACUCAUUUACGAAUACCACGGAUACCACGUCGUUAGCAACGACGAUACCCGGAUUAUCGAAUACACCUGCGUUCUCGCUCACGUCCACCACUUCCUCGACGUCUGCUUCAUCUACCAACAAAUCUUUGUUCACCUUUGGCUCUUCCAACACUUCAAAUGCGACGUCUACAGCUGCGGUUCUACCAGUUGCAACCACCAGCAAUGCAAGUAAUUUCGGCGUGAUGAAAAAUAACGCUGUUCUCGCGUUUGGCGCGUCUACCACGAGCAUCACUCCGCAAUUUAGCACGUCUACAAUCGCCGUCCCACAAUUCGGCGUGUCCACUACGUCCAUCUUCGCCACUACGUCGAAUACGACGACGAGCACAAAUAUCUUCGGCUCGACGAGCAAUAAUAGUCAGUCAUUUUUUGGAACUGCAGCUACGGUACCGGGAACUACUGGCAUAUUCAACAGCCCGACGACCACGGUGCCUUCGAUCUUCGUAACGACGACCAGCACUGCGCCUUCGUCAAGUAGUACGAUUAGUUCCGGUUUGUUCGCCAGUGCUAACGCCAAUUUGACUUCAACCACCACAGCACCUUUGAUGUUUGGUAGCAACACGCCGAUUUUCGGACAGACCAAGUCACCGUCUUUCGGCACAACAGGCGGCAUGUUCAGCAGCACGACAUCACCAUUAUUCAGUGCAACCACGCAAGCUGGCACGACCGCGUCCACAUUUAAUAUCGGAAAUGUCUCCACUGGUACAAUCACCCCCGGCUUCGACAGCACGAGCAACACGACGCCCGCAUUUGGAACAUCAAGCGUAGGAACAGCGCAGGUAGCACCGGGUUUCGGUGGUACGACUAAUAUAUUCGGUUCGACCGAUAAGAACACAUCGGUACCCAUAUUCGGGACGAAUUCCACGCCUGUUGGUGCCGCGACCUUCGGCCCCUCUGCGACAACGAGCACCUUCGGCACGCAAAAUCCUUCGAGCCUCACGUUUGGGUCCGCAGGAAGUGGCGGCAUCACGUUCGGUGAUAACAAAUCUCCAUUCGCAACAUCCGCGACUACGACGGGCUUUGCUGGCACAUCUACGUCGCCUUCGAUUCCCGCCUUCGGGACCAACAACGCUAAUAGUGCGAGCAAUAACACAAAUGCUAUGUUCGUCUUUGGAAGCAAUCAGAAAGAUGGGCAGCAGAACACUGGAUUCCCCUUCGGUAGUUCCAAUUUCAACGCUGGAAAUAAUAAUUCGGCGGCCGCAUCGUCUGCUCCGUUCCAAUUUGGAUCUACAGCUCCUAAAUCAGCAGCACCAGGAUUUAAUUUUACCGCACCACAGUCAACGGCUCCUGCGCUUAAUUUCGGAACACCAACAGCACCUUCGACCUUCAACCCUUCCACGCCUGGUAUGUUCAACAUCGGAAGUGGAUCCACCGCACCGCGAUCUAGGACAAUUCGAACACGAAAACCAAGAUGAUGGAGAAUGUAAACGUCGCUCAUUUGAGUGCAUAUUUUUGUUUGAAAUAUAUAUUUGGAGUGUUUAUUUAA
Messenger RNA from Nylanderia fulva, 4739 nucleotides. RefSeq lists its product as uncharacterized. Lineage: Eukaryota; Metazoa; Arthropoda; Insecta; Hymenoptera; Formicidae. The record is from RefSeq and is a predicted model, not a curated record.